Molecule: messenger RNA, 2577 nt
Organism: Paramuricea clavata
Lineage: Eukaryota; Metazoa; Cnidaria; Anthozoa; Malacalcyonacea; Plexauridae
Source: the annotation of a GenBank genome assembly
AGAGAUCUAAUGAGUAUUUACAAAGAACCGCCACCUGGAAUGUGUGUUGUUGCUGAUGACAAGGAUGUCACAAAGGUGCAGUAUCAUUACUACUACAUUUUUGUUUAAUGAUGAAAGAACAAUUUUAUGGACAUGCUCACUUAUUUUUUGGAUUGAUUGCUUUUGGUCUGGGCAAUAAAUGUUACUGUUGUUAGUAUAUUACAUGCUCAAAUAAACUUACAAAAGAACACAAAGUCUUUUUUGCUUGCAAGAUUUAUUGAAUUUUCAUGGUACUGUAUGCAUUGUUAAAGAAAUACAACUGACCAAUCACCUAUGACUUUGGCCGAAAGCUGUAUUGUGAUUAACUGAAAAAUCGCUAAUUUAUACUGCAUAUACAGGGUGUAUAAAAAAACCUGCACAGUUUGAAAAUGUUCGCUAAACUGGAAAUUCCGCAAAAUUUGUGAAAACAUGGGUAGUUUGGAGUCUGUUGUAUCUUUACCACUAAAAUUAUUUUGAAAAGUAAGUUUUGAAAGAGUCCAGGUAGGUUGUUUUAAAAACCACUCUAAAAAUGGCUUGCACACAAAAAGAGAAGGCUUAAACACAAUUUGAAUUCAUAGCGUGCAAGAUUGGAGGGUGGUUUAUGAACAUUCAAAGUUUGAUGUAUGCUAAUUCUAACACAUGCAACCCCUAAAGCUUGGACUUUUACCCGUGUUAGCUGUUCACGCACAAUUUAUUGACUGAUUUUAUGCCUGAUUGAUUUUAAAAAUUAUGUGUGAAAGACUACUAUGGAAAAAGUCCAAGUUUUAGAGGUCGCUUGUUGGACUUAAUAUGUCUGGUACUUUGAUCAUUUAUAAAACACCUUCUAAAUUUACACCCUAUAUGAAUUCAAAUUGCGUUUUUUGCCUUGCAUUUGGGGGAAAAGCCAUUUUUAAAGUGUUUUUUUUUUAAACAAACCUCCUGCCCUCGAAAAUUUACUUUUCAAAAUAAUUUUAGUGGUAAAGGUAUUACUGUAUUUUGCGGAAUUUGCAGUUUGGCGAAAAUUUUUGAACUGUGCAGUUUUUCAUACACCCGCGUUGUAUAAUUUUCAAAAUCAUGACAAGUUUUUAACAAGAUUCUGCAGGUCUUGCCGAAUUUGUGCCUGACAUCUCAUGGUGCAGUAGGGCUUGUGGAACAGUGACACUGUCCAAAAUGCAGUCUAGUCAUUGUUUUUGCCAGUGGAAAUUACAUACGACAGUAGUUCUCUAUUCAAUUUCAUUGUUUGUUUAAAAAAACUGAUUAAUUUAAAAAAGAUUAAAAAUACAAAAAAGAGAAGAAGAGGAUUUUGAUACCUGUGUUGCCGUAUGUUAUGACUCUAAUAUGUUGGCCAUCACUUUGAUGUCCAAAUUCUGGUAUCUAAACCGUGGUGACGUGGUCGUCUUGUUUGUUUUUUAAAAUUGUAGAUUCAUGCAUUAAUAACAGGACCAUUCGAUACACCAUAUGAGGGUGGAUUUUUUUACUUCAUUAUUCGCUGUCCACCAGAUUAUCCCAUCCGACCACCUCGUGUUAAAUUCAUGACAACUGGUCAAGGACAAGUAAGGUUCAAUCCAAAUUUAUACAAAAAUGGAAAGAUCUGUUUGAGUAUUCUUGGGUACGUAUUAAAUCUAUUACAUUUGAAGGAACACUAAAUAGUAAAUUAGCACGUAAUUGCAUUUUACUCGCCUUAAAGGUGAAUGAUUUUACUCGUCACAGGAGAGUCCUCUCCUAUAAGGCACUUUUUUUAAACAAAGCAAUUUGAUAGCUUAUAUACGUGUUCAUUAAAACAUCUACGUAGAAAGAGCAUACAUUCAACUUUAUGGAAUAGAGCCAAAUCAGAACUACUUUGUAUAUUGAAGAAUAUUCCCCAACCUCGUACCCAGGAUAUCCUGGCUUGCGAGGUUGAAUAUUCCCAUAACAAGCCUAUACAGGUGUUUCGCAAGAUAUUGUAUAUGCAUGGCUGCAUGCGCAACCUCAUUUUAGUAAAUUACAUUUUCCGAAUUCUUUUGAAAAAAAACUGCCAAAAUGUGUAUGGCAUUGUUGAGCGUCUCAUGUAUGCAUGUUGUUAAAUGUAUUAUAUGAUUGCAUGUAGUUGUGUUGUUUAUUUUGCUACUGUAUGUAUUUUGAAGGUUUAAAAAUAAAUGUACAAAAUAAAUGUACAGUCACAAAUAAUGCAUAAAAAAGUUAUAUUGUCGUUAGAGCGAAUGAACGUUUAUAGAUUGUAGUCAAAUAACAAAACAGUUCGUAAAAUGUACCAACCAAACCGCUUGAAAAGUGGCCUGGAACGAGGUUGUGAAGUAUCUUGGGAAAUGCACAUUGCAGUUUGUACGUAUCUAUUGGAUCUUGUUUAGGACGGUCUUGAGUAAUAUUUGUCUUGAUUAAAAUGGUAAAGUCGGUGUGCAUUCUUGUUCUCUUUUUAUGAAGAACAUGGACUGGACCUUCCUGGAGUCCUGCUCAAUCUCUAUCAAGUGUACUCAUCUCUAUCCAGUCACUUCUCAAUGAAAAACCAUACCACAAUGAACCAGGAUUUGAGCAGGUACACUAUACCGUUAGUAGAAUUAGUGAAUGUUAGUAAACGAAUACCAU